AUGGUUGCGGUAAUUAGUGAACUAAUCAAAGACAAGUUUAUAGGCAUAGGACGUGUUUAUAAGCCUCGUCACAUUGUUGAGAAUAUGAGGAAAGAGUACGGCGUAAAUAUAAGUUAUGAUAAGGCGUGGCGUGCAAGAGAAACCGCUUAUGCUCUCGCCAGGGGUACUCUAGAAGAGUCGUACGCUAUUUUACAUGCAUAUGGUGAAGCGUUAAAGAUGGAGAAUCCAGGUACAAGGUUUGGAAUCGAACUUGAAAAUGAUGUCCAUUUCAAGUACAUGUUUAUGGCAUUAGGACCUUGUAUUAGAGGUUUUUCAAGUUGCUGGCCUGUGAUAAUUGUUGAUGGAUCGCAUCUGAAAGGAAAAUACAAAGGGAUCAUGUUGGUCGGCGUCUCCAUGGAUGGCAACAAUCAAGUUUAUCCACUAGUAUAUGCCAUAGUAGACAAUGAAACUGAUCGACCUUGGAAGUGGUUUAUGUCGAACUUGAAGUGUGCCAUUGAAGAACUCCCUAACUUGGUGUCCGUGUCCGAUCGAGUGGUAUCUAUUGGCAAUACCAUUCGUACAGUUUUUCCCACAGCACUUCAUGGAUUGUGCACCUAUCACCUAGAAAAUAAUAUUCUUUCCAACUUUAAGGACAGAAAGAUUGUUGGGAUGUUCAAGGAUGUAGCCAGGGCAUUUCGCAUGUCAAAGUUUCAAGCACAUUUAGAGGAUAUUGGUCUUGAAAGGUGGGCGCGUGUUUACCAAACAGAACGAAGAUACGAUAACAUGACGUCCAAUAGUGCAGAGUGUUUCAAUUCAUUGACCAAAGAAUAUCGAUAG
Benincasa hispida (wax gourd) is the source of this 816-nucleotide messenger RNA. Its product is annotated as protein FAR-RED ELONGATED HYPOCOTYL 3-like. Lineage: Eukaryota; Viridiplantae; Streptophyta; Magnoliopsida; Cucurbitales; Cucurbitaceae. The record is from RefSeq and is a predicted model, not a curated record.